This is a messenger RNA of Cuscuta campestris, 2655 nucleotides long. Lineage: Eukaryota; Viridiplantae; Streptophyta; Magnoliopsida; Solanales; Convolvulaceae. The record is from the annotation of a GenBank genome assembly.
AUUGCGCUCCUUUUCAUUGGUGGAAUUGAUGGAUGUCAUCCUGAGUGAGAUAGACCUUCCGAUUGAUCUUCUUCUGUUUUUCUAGGAUUUGAAUAUGGAUUUCCAAAGCCUGGCUAUGAUUCUUCGAGGUGCUCUUAGUUACAAUUUUGUUGAACUUAAGGCUGCGAGGAAAACCCCAAUCAGAGUUCAAAAGCUGUACGAAUUAAGAUGAAACUGCUUAAGGGCUUGCAAGGUUUAAAUCAUGUGAAAGAUUGGAUUAAACACAGAGGUAAAGCAGUCACAGGGAGUCAUUCCACAAUUGGGAAAUGCUGAGUUAUAUUGGGAAGGUUACUGCUCCAGGUCUGAGGAUGAAGAUUCAAUGUUGUACAUAAAUCUUCGUGUCUCUGUUUUUUGUUUGGUGAUGACGUUGGAGGCUAUAGAUACAACUGCUUUUGGGGUCUGAAUGCCGACUGCCAUGCUGAGAGUUACUCCGUAGCUGCUAAGCCUUAUGAAAUAGUGAAAUUGAUUACUUCACAGUGCUUCCUCUUCCCCUGUAAUGGAAGAAAUUGCAUCUACACUGGAAGAAUGGGAGUAUGUUUUUGGCAUUUAGAUUGAACUGACACAUGAAAUGUUGAUGCAAAACAAACUCGAUACUACAUACAUGCGAAAACCUCAUCAAUCAAGCCCCACCCUGCUGCUUGCAAAAUAAACUGAGAGUAGACGCAACAUGAGCAUUAAUAUCAGAGACAUUGCCUUACUUGGAUAACAAGAACUAGCAAGAAAGUUGUACUGAUGCUGCAUCUGUGCCAUAUUCUUUUAGAUAUUUCAACUCAAGAUUUUGUUCGUUGCUGAAAUCUGAGAGCUAACUCUUUGUGCUCUUGAUUGUUGGUAUUACUGUAGGGAUCCUCCUAAUGCAGGUUCGCUGUUUUUGACAAUGACUUCACCAACCAAGAGAACAUGCAGAGGAGCUGGAUCUUCUUUGUUUUCAGCGGGAAUAAGACUGAAGCAAAUGUGCAGUGAAAAGACGCCCACUAAUCACUCCGUUUUUUUAAUGUUUUUUGGGUGAAAAUUAGAUUAUCUUGGAAGACUUUUCUUUUUCUAUUUCCCUGUUUUUCCACCCUCGGGAUUCCAUUUCUGUUUUUGCCCGGAGACCUAUCUGCAUCCUGCGACCUUCGAAUUGCAUAACUUGGAUGCAAUAAUCGUCUGGCUACCAUUUUUCAUCAGCCAACUGUUUUCCAGGUUCUUCCAGUUUCUCUGAUGUUUGCAGCCAUGUGAGGCUGGGCAUGGGGGCAAAUUUCCAAAGGUUGCAGAUUCAACAAUUAAGGGUUCACUUGAAUUUGCUAUGUGUCAUUACAGCAAGCAGGUGCUAGGCCGAUUCCUACUCUUGGUAUGUGAUCCCACUGAGGCUUUCAAGGUCUUCAACAAAAGUCCUAGCUUGACCACAACACAAGGAGAUGAGGGAAUACCACAUGAGUGAUCAGAUGAAGAAUUUCACUAAAGAAGACUCUGUGCACAUACUUCUUCAUCAGAGCAAUGGGUUUUCCACAUGGAGUUCAAGGUACAAAGGAGUUACACUGCUCAAAUGUGGACGACGAGAGGCUAGAUUGGGGCAAUUCCUUGGGAAGAAAUAUCUACCUUGGGUGGUUUGACGGCGAGAGAGAAUCUGGUUAUGAUAAGGCUGCCAUAAAAUUGAAUGGAAGGGAGGCAGUGACUAAUUUUGGACUAAGCUCAUAUGGAUCAUCAACAGGGAGAGGGACUCAUCAUAUGGAUCUCGGAGGAAGUAAUAAUGGAGGAGGCUUCCAUGGCUACCGGAGCAGCAGCAUCAGGUUCCCUCACCCCACCUCUGCUCCAGGCAUGAAAGCGGCGCCGCUAGAGAUGAACACCGCCGGAGUACCUGCAACGUCGCCGGCUCAGCACCACAACCGGGCGGUCUUCAACCACACCCCCGGCGGCACUAACUCCCUGCUCCCCCCAGACGUUGUUGACGGAGAAUGCACGGUGCGGGAGCAGGACCGCUUCAUGCCGAUCGCGAACGUGAUCAGAAUCAUGCGCAAGAUCCUGCCCCCGCACGCCAAGAUCUCCGACGACGCCAAGGAGACCAUCCAGGAGUGCGUGUCCGAGUACAUCAGCUUCAUCACCGGUGAGGCCAACGAGCGGUGCCAGCGCGAGCAGCGCAAGACCAUCACCGCCGAGGACGUCCUCUGGGCCAUGAGCAAGCUCGGCUUCGACGACUACAUCGAGCCCCUCACGCUCUUCCUCCACCGCUACCGCGAGUGCGACGGCGGCGAGCGGGUCGCCCAGCCGCCGCCGCUCGUGAAGCGGGCAAUGGUGGACCCCACCAACGGCGGCUUCCAACCGUUCUACCCGCCGCCGCAGUACCCCGGCGGCCACCACCAUGCUUACUUUGGGUAUCCGCCGCCGAUGAACGGUCACCACCUGCUGCAGAGGGAUGAAGCAAAUGCCGCCGCCGCCACCUCUUCCCAGCCCGCAGCUGUAGCCAGUAUUGAGCCCUUUCCCCACUACAAGUAGUAGGGAAUGUGUCGGUGUCUCCCUCAGCUCCGGUCCCAAUUUUUUUUAAUGAGUUUUACUUUUUCUAAUAAAAUAAAAACGAAUUUUGAUUAUUAAUUAAAAUAAAAUUGCAUUGCAUAUUAAUACAAAUCAAUUUAAAAGAUUUAU